Molecule: messenger RNA, 1918 nt
Organism: Paralichthys olivaceus (Japanese flounder)
Lineage: Eukaryota; Metazoa; Chordata; Actinopteri; Pleuronectiformes; Paralichthyidae
Gene: htr4
Product: 5-hydroxytryptamine receptor 4
Biological process (GO): chemical synaptic transmission; adenylate cyclase-activating adrenergic receptor signaling pathway; regulation of appetite
Cellular component (GO): plasma membrane
Molecular function (GO): G protein-coupled serotonin receptor activity
Source: RefSeq, a predicted model, not a curated record
GCUCCGCGCUGCCUUUUGCGCACGGACAGCUCUCCGUGCUCCAGCUCGUGUCUGCAUCGGUCCACUCCUCUGAGGACUCCACCGCCACCUCCAGCCUCAACACUUCUUUUUUUUAUCUUCAGUAAUUAGUGUCGCGUUAAGCUCGGACUUAAUCACAGUGUGAUUCAAAAAUUUUUGGGCUCAUGGGGGAUUUAGAGUCGUGACAUGCUUUCAGGAGCCGGCGUCUCCACAGAGAAAUGGGAUUCUCUGCACUUAUGGUCACAUGAAUGUCAGCGCUGCAGGCCAGAUGCCGGUGAUGGAGGAACUUGUCAGUGAGAGCGACAGCAUGCCAAAGCGGAUGGCUCUGAUCUGCUUCCUGUCUCUGGUCAUGCUGAUGAGCAUCCUGGGAAACCUGCUGGUCAUGACGGCCGUCUGCAAGGACAGACAACUCAGGAAAAUCAAGACCAAUUACUUCAUCGUGUCUCUGGCGUUUGCUGACUUGCUCGUGUCGGUGCUGGUGAUGCCGUUCGGCGCCAUCGAGCUCGUCCACCAGCACUGGAUCUACGGCGAGACUUUCUGUCUGGUCCGGACGUCGCUGGACGUCCUGCUGACCACGGCGUCCAUCCUGCACCUGUGCUGCAUCGCCCUGGACAGGUACUAUGCUAUCUGCUGCCAGCCGCUGGUCUACAGAAACAAGAUGACACCGAUGCGAGUUGCUCUGAUGAUCGGCGGCUGCUGGGUCAUUCCGACCUUCAUCUCCUUCCUGCCCAUCAUGCAGGGCUGGAACAGCAUCGGCAUCGACCACCUGAUCGAGCAGCGGCGUCACAGUGAUGCCAGCAACUCCACAUCCUGCGUGUUCAUGGUCAACAAGCCGUACGCCCUCACCUGCUCUGUGGUGGCCUUCUACAUCCCCCUGGUCCUCAUGGUGCUGGCCUACCAGAGGAUCUACAUCACGGCCCGUGCACACGCCCUACAGAUCAGCAUGCUGCAGAGGGCGGGCGCCACCUCAUCGUCGGACUCUGCCGACCAUCAACGCAACCACCGCAUGCGAACAGAAACAAAGGCGGCAAAGACCCUGUGCAUCAUCAUGGGCUGCUUCUGCCUCUGCUGGGCACCGUUCUUUGUCACCAACGUGGUGGACCCCUUUAUAGACUACACAGUGCCGGACAAGUUGUGGGUCGCUUGCCUCUGGCUGGGCUACAUCAACUCCAUGCUAAACCCCAUCCUCUACGCCUUCCUCAACAAGUCCUUCCGCCGUGCCUUCCUCAUCAUCCUGUGCUGUGGGAGGAAGAGGUACCGCAGGCCGUCCAUCCUGGGCUCCGCCGCCCCCUGCACAGCAACGCAGAUCAACGGAUCCACACACGUACUCAAAUAUUCUGUGCUUCACAACGGGAACCACACGGCACAGGAGAAGAAGUGUCUUCACAGCGAGUCCUGCUUGUGACCAACGACGACUCCUCCUCAGUCACAUCUCCUUUAUCGACCUCGGCUCUGCCCGCCGUCACCACAGCGGCUGACGGAAACAAAACCUCGGCCUUCAAACAUCCAGAGCUGAAACGCAACACAGACGCUAAAACCCGGCAGAGCUCCAAACCUGAGCCUCGAGGUGAUUUCAGGGAUCCGGGAGAGGAAUGUGUUUUUGCCUGGGGUGCAUGAAGGUUUUGAAGCUCAGCUGAAACUCGUCUCUAAACUGGGCAGGAACUGGAACACAACCAGUUCUCUCCUUGUUGCUGAUUCCUCCGAGACGUAGGUGGCCCAGUCAAACUGAAGCGACUGCCAGAACACGACUGUGAAUGGAUCAGCCGGCCUGCCGCUCGCUCCCUGUAAAGUCCAGCGUGUCCUGUGGAGAACCAGCGGCUUCCGUGGCUCGUGUAGGAGAAUUUCACAGCACGAGAUGUGUUUAAUGACUUUGUUGGGGAGUCAGGGAAGUGAAAUAUGU